This is a messenger RNA of Ectocarpus siliculosus, 300 nucleotides long. Lineage: Eukaryota; Phaeophyceae; Ectocarpales; Ectocarpaceae. The record is from the annotation of a GenBank genome assembly.
AUGGGGGUAGCUUCGGACGGAAACCCGUUCGGCGUGCCGGGGGGUCUCUUCUGCUCCUUCCCGGUGCUGUGCAGGGGCGACGGGGAGUGGUCGUUCGCGGAAGAGUUCCUGCUCAAGGAGGAAGCGGGGCACCAGCUCAGCUUGUCGGUGAAGGAGUUGCAAGAAGAGAGGAGCAUGGUUGUGGAGGCACUGGGAGAGGACACGUCCGGGCCGUCACCCGGCUCUUCUAUUUCUCCUUCUCGUGGCGGUGCGGCGACCAAAGGCUGCUCCAACGGAGGAACCCCCAUCUCCAGCCUCUGA